Sorghum bicolor (sorghum) is the source of this 1927-nucleotide messenger RNA. Its product is annotated as protein Brevis radix-like 1. The coding region runs from base 302 to 1552 and encodes 416 amino acids. The transcript has 5 exons. Lineage: Eukaryota; Viridiplantae; Streptophyta; Magnoliopsida; Poales; Poaceae. The record is from RefSeq and is a predicted model, not a curated record.
AGCCGCAAAUAAAUAAACGCCCACUCGCCCCCCUCGCUCGCGCCUCCUGCGGUCCUGCCGUUGCCAUCAACGCCAGAUCCUAGCCCGCCAUUAAUGCCGUUACCCCGAGCUCGAGAUCAGAGGCGGCGGGGCGGCUGUGUCCGUGUUCGCGCCAGGCGUGGCCACCGUGACACGCGCCCACGCCGUUUAUAAAACCGCACCGCCGCCCGCCCGCCCUCCCCCCCUGCUCGGCUCGGGUUCUGCUCUCUGCACCGCACACUGUCACCGCGCGUCCGUGACCUGACCUUGGCGGCCGCGUAGGAUGCUCACGUGCAUCGCCUGCUCCAAGCAGCAGUUCGCCGCCGGCGGCGGCCCGCCACUGCAUGAGCCGCCGGAGGACGACGAUGUCGUUGACGGAGGAGGCGCCAUCGGCGGCGCGGGUACGCCCAGCACACGGCACGCCAUCAAGGCGCUCACCGCCCAGAUCAAGGACAUGGCGCUCAAGGCGUCGGGCGCGUACCGGCACUGCAAGCCCUGCGCGGGCUCCUCCGCGGCGGCGUCGCGGCGGCACCACCCGUACCACCACCGCGGCGGCAGCGGCGUCUUCGGGGGCUCCGACGCCGGCUCGGCCUCCGACCGCUUCCACUACGCGUACCGCCGCGCCGGGAGCUCAGCGGCCUCCACUCCGCGACUGCGCAGCGGGGGCGCCGCCCUGUCGAGUGGCGACGCCACGCCGUCCAUGAGCGUGCGCACCGACUUCCCUGCCGGCGACGACGAGGAGGACGACGAGAUGGCGUCGGAAGCCGCUGGCGGAUGUGGUGGUGGUGGCAAGGACGACGACGCCAGGGAGUGGGUAGCGCAGGUGGAGCCCGGCGUGCUCAUUACCUUCGUCUCGCUGGCGCAAGGUGGCAACGACCUGAAACGCAUUCGAUUCAGCCGUGAGAUGUUCAACAAAUGGCAAGCACAAAGAUGGUGGGCUGAAAAUUAUGACAAAGUUAUGGAACUUUACAAUGUCCAGAGGUUUAAUCAAACUGUCCCUCUCCCGACUACCCCAAAAUCUGAAGAUGAGAGCUCCAAAGAGGACAGCCCAGUAACACCACCACUGGACAAGGAACGGCUACCUCGCACAUUCCACAGACAAGGUGGUGGAGCUAUGGGCUACUCUUCAUCAGAUUCUCUCGAGCAUCACUCAAACCACUACUGUACUGGCCACCACCACCAUCAUGGACACCAAUGCUGUGAUUCAAUGGGCCUGGCAUCAACACCAAAGCUGUCAAGUAUCAGUGGAGCCAAGACAGAAACCUCAUCAAUGGACGCAUCAAUGAGGACAAGCUCGUCACCUGAAGAGGUCGACAGGUCUGGUGAGCUCUCGGUGUCCAUCAGCAAUGCAAGCGACCAGGAGAGGGAGUGGGUCGAGGAAGACGAGCCUGGUGUAUAUAUUACAAUCCGGGCUUUACCUGGUGGGAUCAGAGAGCUUCGCCGUGUUCGGUUCAGCCGGGAGAAGUUCAGCGAGAUGCAUGCCAGGCUAUGGUGGGAAGAGAACCGAGCGAGGAUACACGAACAGUACCUCUGAGAAGAAAUGCCCGAGACCAUCAGCAUCUUCCCCUUCGGUUGAGCUGAUGAUCCAUGCUUGUACAUCUGGCACUAACAAUUCUACAUGCAUUUCCAGCUCCAUUCAAUGCUUUGCUAACCUAAGAGGUCCCGUUUCCGGUAUUUUACAUUUCGUUCAAUCUCUUUUGCCGUUUUUUUCGUCAGUUUUGAUCAGGAAAUGCGUGAGCAAAACUCGUUUAGCUCAAAGAGUGUCUAGCGUAGGUGGAAAAAUAAUGUACGUCUUUCACAACUGAACCUGUAAUUCCGCUUUCCGGCAACCAAAGGUGUAUCCCGUUUUUUAUUAAUACUGUAUAUCUACUUAUUGUUUCCCAUAGGACAAAGUAGCUUGUGUUGUGUG